AUAUAAGCAGUUAUUCUCAAGCCGGCCACUGUAGGAGUGGAGUCUCUUUCAAUUACCUAACGCUGCUUUUAAAAAAAACUAAAUAAUAAAUCGAUUAAUCAUGAGAUCGAUUGUGACAUCGUAUAGUGUUGCGUUGUGUUUUGUUUUGUAUUUAUGUUGCGGCGAAGCGAAAUUGGCGCCUGACUACAUCAUCCCUUGCAACGCGUCCAACUGGAAGCCAUGCCUGAUCUCGUCAACCCAGAGGGCUGUACCAGAAUUCGUCAAAGGGAGCCCAGAGCUUGGAGUACCAACUCUGGACCCCUUCACUAUUGAGAAGCUCGCAAUCCCACUGAAUGGACUCAAAGUCACCUUUUACCAGGGAAAAGUGUCCGGAUUCAAGAAAUGCAUUGUCGAUGAUGUUAUUUCUGAAUUGGAGAAACGCCACUUCGUACUGGAGUUCCAUUGCAACCUGACCAUCAGGGGGCAGUAUGACGCUGUUGGACAAGUCCUGCUCUUCCCCAUUAACGGAGAGGGCGACGCCAAAGUCAAACUCACUAACCUCAGAAUGAAAGUGGAUAUCAACACAAAAUACAUCAAGGAUAACGAUGGAGUGAACCACUUCGCGCUUAGAAAUUACAAGUACACGUUUGACUACGGUGACAGAGUGUCUUUCGACUUGAAGAAUCUAUUCAAAGAGAACAAACAGCUCAGUGACACAGUAUUAGCUUUCCUGAAUGAAAAUUGGAGAACAGUGGCCGAGGAGUUUGGGAAGCCCAUCGUAGAUUAUGCUGUAGAUUUAGCUAUAAAAACAAUCGAGAAAUUCUUCCUAGCGGUGCCUUAUGAGGAACUGGUUAACAUCCCUAUACCUAAAUUCUGAACCUACAUGAACAACCUAGGUUAUGUUACAAUAAAUUGUUAUUUAGUUUUA
Messenger RNA from Pectinophora gossypiella (pink bollworm), 907 nucleotides. RefSeq names its product circadian clock-controlled protein daywake-like. The coding region runs from base 101 to 856 and encodes 251 amino acids. The record is from RefSeq and is a predicted model, not a curated record. NCBI's taxonomy places the organism in Eukaryota, Metazoa, Arthropoda, Insecta, Lepidoptera, Gelechiidae. The transcript has 5 exons.